UCUGCCAUGUCGCAUCUUUUGGCCAGUAACCUGGUGACCAUCACAAUCGGUGAAACUCAGAGGCUAGUAAAAUCCACUUGCUUGAGGCAAGGGGCCUGCAUGCUGGCGCGUCUUGAGAUAUUAAAGGUGUUCGAUGAACUAUUGCCAAUAUACACCGGGUUUGCUUCGAAAUCCACUCUUUCAUACAUUCACCGAUGGCCGCUCUCGUCUCCAGGCGUGGAGUUGCACGACAGCGAAGAUUUUUGCUGCCAACCAGAGUCCGGAUUCCUCUGA
This is a messenger RNA of Protopolystoma xenopodis, 273 nucleotides long. Lineage: Eukaryota; Metazoa; Platyhelminthes; Monogenea; Polystomatidea; Polystomatidae. The record is from the annotation of a GenBank genome assembly.